UGACCCCGCGCGACCCUGGGGCGCAAAGAAAAGGUCAAGGUCGUAUGUGGAAAGAAAUAUGUGAAACGUUGUUAUUUGUAAUGAUCGACGUAAAAAUGUGCGUAUUGCCUACGGGAGGACACACAGAAUGACCGUCCGUUAAUAACUGACCGGCAACAACCCCUGUUGUCUCCAUGUUUGUGAAGUGUUGGAUUGAUGGAAGGCAGCAGGGCUGAGAGGGAGACACCCCAUGCUCCAUGCCGACACCUGGUGUCCUGUGACCCGGACCUUGACACAGCUGUCCACUUGCUACAGCUGAGAGACUCAGACUUCCUCAAGGUCGCCCUGCAAAACGUCAACAAUCACGUACCGAUCAACAAUCACGUACCGGUCAACAAUCACGUACCUAUCAACAGAUUACAUCGACUUGAGGUUGACAAUGCAGGCCACAACAAGAACCUGUGCUUGGACACUGGUAAUCUGCGACCUGUAGAGGGCGCUGCUGCCUUGGAAGACACAGGAAGUGAUGUCACAGAGAGAAACAACAAUCAUGUGUGUGUGGAGGAAUUAGUCGAGAUCGUAGACAAAACAUCCAUUUUCUGUGGUGAUUUGCAGAAUGAAGGCAACGGUGAUGGUAAACGCCUUGAACACAGAAUUACCAUAGAGGAGCCGCUUUCUGGGCAACAAUCAAGUAUUGGAAUUCAUGUUGUGAACUUUGACAGUUCAAAUGGAAAUGUAACCAAACAACCUCUUGCUAGGAAGCAGCUAUCAAGGAGUAACAGCAUCAAGCUUUCUUGUCCGGACACUUCUUACACAAGGUCAUUCAUAAAAAGCCUUCGCUCGGAUGAAUCAGGUGACGGGAGUAGACUUAAGUCAGCCGUGGCCGAGCCAUCGUCCAGCAUCCGCGUGUUGCACCUGGAGGACUCUGGUCUUCCCGCCUCCCCCUGUUACUCCGGCAGUGACUGUGAUGUUGCGGAGCAGGGCGGUGGCGAGGGCGGGGACAACACUCCUAGGGUGUCAUGCAUGAGGUACCUCUCUGAUCCUUCGCCUCUCCGAGAAUGGUCUUCUGCCAUGAUUGGACGAACUAGCAGCAGCCUGAGCGAAGGGCUCCAAGACAUGAGCCUGUCGACCUCCCCCAGUAGCGAUGAGGCCACAAGUCAGGACAAGCAUCUGUGCAUGCACCAGUCGAACCCCGACAGCGAUGACCCUCGAUCUCCUCCUCCGCAGCGGAUGAUGUUGUUCCAGACAGCGAAUUCCUUCUGCUACGGUGAGAACGACCCUCCACCAGAAAUAUCCUACCCCCCGAAAUGUAGUUCCUUCCCCCUAAGAUCUGACCUGGAUUUGUGUGAGAGUGUGUCCCAGGCGUCUCAGUAUUAUCCCAACAUUGUGAAUGGGAAUGACAGUUACACACAGAACCAGUAUAAGAACAUCGCCCACCAGUACCUACUGUGUCCCCUGGACGCCGUGCAUGAUGAAACCCACCACCCCACCAGCGUUCAGUGCUGGGGACAUUUCUCAAGGCCGCGGCGCCACUACAAAUAUCGUCGUAGUGACUAUUCCAGUGAAAGUGAGGAUGAUGUCCCAGCGCGGUCCUCGGCGCCGCAGUCCCGGGUGAGUGCUAGGGCGCAGAAGUCGCACCUGGCGGUCGGCAAUCUGCAGCGGAGCCUCUCCCUGGGCACAGCUUCCAAGUCGGAUGUGGCGGACGACAUAGACUCCACUGAUGGCCUGGACUUCAGGGAAGGAGUCAAGCCUUGUGUGUUCAAAGAGAAGUUAGCUGCCAUGAAGAGAUGGUUUGCAGAUUUCAGUGAUGAGCAGAAGAAUAUAGUUUUAAAAAGUUUAUUGAGUGGUUGUGACCUGCCUCAGAUUCAUCUGUUGUCUGUGAAGAUGGAGGCCAAUCUCCACCGUGGCUGCCCCCCGAACUGCCAGGACAUCAUCACCUGGUUGCCUAGUUACCUGGCUGCCAAGAUCAUGUCCUACCUAGAUCCAGUGAGUUUAUGUCGGUCGUCACAGGUCUGUAAAGUGUGGCAGCAACUUGCAGACGAUCCGUCGUUCUGGCGCAGAUUCUGUUGUCAACCGAAAUGGCGAUUGUCAAAGGCAGCAGAACACAAGCAAGUCAUCAGUCAUAUGUCUGUGGAAGGCAGUAUACAGUGGAAGAAUGUGUUUGCUGAGAGAUUCCGGCUGAGGAACAACUGGCUGCGAGGUCGAUGUACAGUCCGCACAUUCGAGGGCCACACGCAAGGUAUUUCGUGUGUACAGUUUGAUGACACUCGUAUUGUGAGCGGAUCGUCCGACAAGACGGUAAAGGUUUGGAAUAUUCGCACUAAUGCACCCUGGUCCGUGCAGACGCUGGUAGGACACAGUGGGACAGUACGGUGUCUCCACCUGGAGGGAAGCAGACUCGUCAGUGGCUCCAGUGAUAAAACCAUCAAGGUGUGGGACCUGUCGACCCGGGACUCCUGGUCAAGCAUUGCCUGCAAGGUGACAAUGAUCGGACACACGGACACCGUCCGAUGCCUGCAGGUUGAUGACGACAAGGUGAUCAGUGGCUCGUAUGACAAGACACUCAAGGUGUGGGACCUGAAGACAGGCAGCUGUCGGAGGACACUACGAGGUCACCAGGCAGCAGUAUUAUGUGUUCACUUCAACGAGAACAAGAUUGUGUCGGGGUCCUGUGAUAACACCAUCAAGGUGUGGAACUACCAAGGCGUGUGCAUGAUAACGCUGUCCGGCCACCAAGAUGCUGUCACAUGUCUGCAGUUUGAUGCUACUCGUAUCGUCAGCGGCUCCCUUGACUGUAACCUCAAGUUCUGGGACAUCCACAGCGGCGAGUGCAUCAACACCAUCGACUGGAAGGCUGCUGAAGGCCACACAGGAGUUGUCAGAUGUCUGCAGGCUGAUAGUUGGCGGCUGGUCAGUGCAGCUGAUGACAAGACCAUCAAGGUGUGGAAUCUGGAGACAGGCCAGCGACUUGUGACCCUGCAGAACCACAAAGAUGGAGUGACCUGUCUGCAGUUUAAUGAUUUCAUCAUUGUGUCAGGGUCGUAUGACAAGACUGUGAAGCUGUGGGACUUCAGUUGCUGCUAG
Molecule: messenger RNA, 3063 nt
Organism: Haliotis rufescens (red abalone)
Lineage: Eukaryota; Metazoa; Mollusca; Gastropoda; Lepetellida; Haliotidae
Product: F-box/WD repeat-containing protein 7-like
Exons: 14
Coding region: 196-3063 (955 amino acids)
Molecular function (GO): protein binding
Source: RefSeq, a predicted model, not a curated record